Messenger RNA from Punica granatum (pomegranate), 2694 nucleotides. NCBI's taxonomy places the organism in Eukaryota, Viridiplantae, Streptophyta, Magnoliopsida, Myrtales, Lythraceae. The record is from RefSeq and is a predicted model, not a curated record.
CCGGUUCUCUGGAUCACUUAAAUUGAUCUGAAUCCGAUGAUCCCUUGACAUUAACGAACAUUGUUUCCUCGGAAUCUGUCUGUCUGUCUGUCAGUUGUUUUUUUUUUCCCUCUGUUAAAAUGCAAAUGGAGAUGACCCUUCUUUCUCUCUGGUUUCUGUUUUCCCGGGAAUAGUGUUUUUCAAGUGCUUCGACCGGGGAAAAUAGUUGUCUUUGCAACAGAACAGAAAAGGGGCUUCUUUCCAACGCUUUCACUGAUGAACGUAGACGGGUAAACGGGCCCCGUCCAUCACAUCACGUUGAAUUUAACCCCACAUCUCCCUUAAGGACCACCGUCGACUGUGGGGACCGACACCGAAGAGACAGAAUCGUGAGGAAAAGGAAGAGACUUUUGUGGUGGGGCUGUUGGUUCGUAAUCUUAGCCUCUCCACUAUCGAUGGUUUCUAUGAGAAGCAUAUGAACAAGUGAGAAGUUGAAUUUAUCGUCCCAUGGCCAUGGUGGGUCAUUCGAGUGACGAGGAGAAGGACUCAAAACAGGCAGAGAUUAAGAGCCAGGCGUCAUCCCAAUAUUCAGCACAGAAUGAGUGGCAAGUUCACAAGGUUGGGGUUCCUCCAAGGCAGCACCUGUUCAAGGAAUUCGCCUCAACCGUAAAAGAGACAUUCUUCGCAGAUGAUCCUCUGCGUCCCUUUAGGGAUCAGCCCGGGUCUCGCAAGUUUGUCCUGGGUGUUCAGGCCAUCUUCCCAAUCUUUGAGUGGGGGAGAAGUUACAGUCUCAGUAAAUUCAAAGGAGAUCUCAUUGCGGGUCUCACCAUUGCUAGUCUCUGCAUUCCCCAGGAUAUUGGGUAUGCAAAGCUCGCAAACUUGGAUCCGCAGUAUGGACUUUACUCUAGUUUCGUUCCACCCUUAAUCUAUGCAUUCAUGGGAAGUUCGAGAGAUAUUGCCAUUGGGCCAGUUGCAGUUGUCUCUCUAUUGCUAGGGAGGUUGAUUCAGAACGAAAUUGACCCCACGACAAAUCCACAUGAUUACCGAAGGCUUGCCUUCACCGCAACUUUCUUCGCCGGGGUAACUCAGGCCACUCUCGGUUUCUUCAGGCUGGGCUUCCUGAUAGAUUUCCUGUCCCAUGCUGCUGUUGUCGGAUUCAUGGCUGGUGCUGCCAUUACGAUUGCUCUACAACAGCUUAAGGGCUUUCUUGGCAUAACGAAGUUCACUAAGAAAUCAGAUAUUGUUUCAGUGAUGCGCUCCGUCUUUCAAUCAGCUCAUCACGGAUGGAACUGGCAAACCAUUGUUAUAGGAGCAUCAUUCUUGGGGUUCCUUUUGGUUGCAAAGUACAUCGGGAAGAAGAACAAGAAAUUCUUCUGGGUGCCUGCAAUCGCCCCGUUGACAUCAGUUAUCCUGUCCACUUUCUUUGUGUACAUAACCCAUGCCGAAAAGGAAGGCGUCCAAAUAGUGAAUCAUAUCAAGAAAGGAAUUAAUCCCCCAUCUGUAAAUGAAAUAUACUUCACUGGUGACUAUCUCCUGAAAGGUGUUAAGAUCGGAAUCGUGGCUGGGAUGAUUGCACUGACGGAAGCUAUUGCAAUUGGAAGGACUUUUGCUGCAAUGAAGGAUUAUCAACUUGACGGGAACAAAGAGAUGGUGGCUAUGGGAGUGAUGAACAUCGUUGGCUCCAUGACUUCUUGCUAUGUGGCCACAGGUUCGUUCUCCCGAUCUGCGGUUAACUACAUGGCAGGCUGCAAAACUGCGGUGUCAAACAUUGUGAUGUCAUGCGUUGUGUUCUUGACCUUGGAAUUCAUUACGCCCCUCUUCAAGUAUACUCCUAAUGCAAUUCUUGCGGCGAUUAUUAUAUCUGCUGUGAUCGGCCUGAUUGACUUUGAGGCGGCCAUCCUCAUUUGGAAGAUCGAUAAGUUCGAUUUUAUUGCCUGCAUGGGAGCCUUCUUUGGUGUAAUCUUUGUUUCUGUGGAGAUCGGGCUUCUGAUUGCGGUCACGAUAUCCUUCGCUAAGAUCCUUCUGCAAGUCACAAGGCCAAGGACAGCAAUCCUCGGGAAGCUUCCUAGGACAGCAGUUUACCGAAACAUUUUACAAUAUCCAGAAGCAACUAAGGUCCCAGGGAUUUUGAUCGUCAGGGUCGACUCGGCAAUCUACUUUUCCAACUCGAAUUACAUUAAAGAAAGGAUAUUGAGGUGGUUGACGGAUGAGGAAGAACAAUUAAAAGCAGCAUAUAUGCCGAGAUUACAAUAUCUAAUAGUCGAGAUGUCACCUGUUACUGAUAUCGACACGAGUGGUAUCCACGCAUUUGAAGAGUUAUACCGAAGCCUCCAAAAGAGAGAUGUGCAGCUUGUUCUGGCGAAUCCAGGUCCAGUGGUGAUCGACAAGCUGCACGCAUCCAAUUUCGCGAAUCUGAUUGGGGAGGGCAAGAUAUUCCUCACCGUCUCGGACGCCGUUUCUUCUUGCUCCCCGAAAUUGGUGGAGGAAGCCUGAGAAGCAAAAUAGGAAACGAAUUUGUGCACGAUAGAAUAAGAUUUAAAAGGAGCGGCUAUCUGUACAUUACUCAAAGCUCAACUCCAGCUGAGGGGCUAAAGGAAACCUGUCCUACUCAAAGCUCAACUUUAGAGUCCACGAAAUCCCCACUUGAUGUAACUUCAAUUCAGGCCUGUGAAUGAGCAAUCAAUUAUCUUCCAAAUCCGACUCGAUGUUCGAAUU